This is a messenger RNA of Linderina pennispora, 2025 nucleotides long. Its product is annotated as ubiquitinyl hydrolase. The record is from RefSeq and is a predicted model, not a curated record. Gene Ontology annotation, molecular function: cysteine-type deubiquitinase activity; zinc ion binding; protein binding. NCBI's taxonomy places the organism in Eukaryota, Fungi, Kickxellomycota, Kickxellomycetes, Kickxellales, Kickxellaceae. The transcript has 6 exons. The coding region runs from base 1 to 2025 and encodes 674 amino acids. Gene Ontology annotation, biological process: protein deubiquitination.
AUGUCGCUUUGUGAGCACGUACUAACCGCACAGCUGAGCCCACCGAGCUCCACUACCCCCGUCUACAAAGAAGAGUGCACGCAAUGCUUCGACACGUACGACAUGGCCGCGGGCAUUAACGUCUGCCUGACAUGCUUCAACGGCGGCUGUCCGCAGCAUGGGCCGCAGCAUGCGUUGAGGACUGGGCACAACCUGGCAGUGAACAUCCGGCGCACGAAAAAGCAGGCAGCGGAUUCUGGCGACGAGCGGCCGGCGAAACUGACCAAGCUGGAGAUCACCGAGGAGGUGGAGGAGUACGACUUUACGACCACGGUGCAUUGCUGGGCGUGCAGCGGCAGCGAGGUGGAUGGGCAGCUGGAGAAUAUUGCGCCGGCGGUGCAGGCGGUGGUGAGGGCAGCCGAGGCCAGCAAGCAGAGCGAGAUCAAGGCGUGGGCAGAGGAAGUCACGGGAUGCGCGCAUUUCGACAAGCUGCAGCAGCAGCCGCUGGAGGGGUUCAGCCUGGAGGCGCUGCAUAAAUGCGGGCUGUGCGACAAGGCAGAGAACCUGUGGCUGUGCUUGGAGUGCGGGCACGUCGGGUGUGGGCGGCGGCAGUACGACGGCAGCGGCGGAAACGACCACGCGGUGGGGCAUUACCAGCAGACGGGCCAUGCAGUGUCGGUGAAGCUGGGCACGAUCACGCCCGAGGGCACGGCUGACGCGUACUGCUACAAGUGCGACGAGAACCGCCUGGAUCCGGAGCUGGCGCAGCACCUGCAAAAGUUCGGCAUCAGCGUGGCGGCUCAGCUCAAGACCGAGAAGAGCAUAGCCGAGCUGCAGCUCGAGCAGAACCUCAAGUUCGACUUCAGCAUGACCACGGCCGAUGGCGCGCAGCUGACGCCGCAGUGUGUGUUUGCCAUCGACGCCUUCCGCGACCGGUAUUUCCCGACAGCUGCCGACCAUUUCCUGGCGUGCGGGCAGCCGCGCCCGGCCCAGUGCCUGUCCUGCCAGACACAUAAGCUGGCGCACGGGCUGACGCCACGGGGACAGACGUUCAAGGCGGCGGUGGCCCGCGACCACUACGAGUUCGCGUCGAUGCGCCAGCAGGACGCGUUCGAGUUCUGGCUGUUCCUGAUGAAGCAGGUUAAUGUGAUGGAGCGCACCGGUGGGCCCGAUCCGUCGCGUGUCUUUGACUUUGUUACCGAGGAGCGCCUGCAGUGCAUGGCAUGCAAAAAGGUGCGGUACUCUGAGCAGCCGGCGUCGUCGGUCACGCUGCCGGUGGAGAAGCGUGAGACUACGGACGGUCCUGGCGCCGGUCACCUUGCAGGAACCGUCGACGGCUACCGGUGCCCCGAGUGCCGGCGCCCGACGACCGCGCAAAAGUCGACGCGCUUCAAGACCUUCCCCAAGGUGCUGGCGGUGCAGGCGCGGCGGUUCGAGCUGGUCAACUGGGUGCCGCAGAAGCUGGAUAUCCCGGUGCAGGAGCCGCUUCCCGACGAGGAGGAGGAGCCGCAGGCAGAGGAGGCGGCUCCCAGCGACCAGGACAUUGCGCAGCUCGAGUCAAUGGGCUUCCCGCGCGUGCGCUGCAUCAAGGCACUGAAAAGCACCGGCGAUGUGGAGGCUGCGCUGAACUGGAUCUUCGAGCACAUGGACGACCCAGACAUUGACGAGCAGCCUGCUUCUGCACAGGCUGCCGACCCGGCCUCGGUUGAGAUGCUGAUGGCCAUGGGGUUCGCGCGCGACCGCGUCGAGCGUGCGCUGAAGGACACCGGGGGAGACGCUGAGCGUGCGCUGGACCGCCUGCUGACGGCGCCCGAGGAGCAGGCGGGUGGGGGCGAGGGGCUUGAUGACGUCACAUCCGAUUUCGAGCUCACUGCGUUUGUCUCGCACAAGGGAUCGUCGGUCCACUGCGGCCACUACAUCGCCAGUGCUCGCCACGGCCUGGGCGCCGCGGCCAAAUGGCAUCUGUUCAACGACGAAAAGGUUGUCGAGCAGCCGGAGCCGCAGCCGGAGCAGGGUUACGUGUACUUUUUCACACGGACGGACUAG